Molecule: messenger RNA, 1389 nt
Organism: Hevea brasiliensis (rubber tree)
Lineage: Eukaryota; Viridiplantae; Streptophyta; Magnoliopsida; Malpighiales; Euphorbiaceae
Exons: 2
Coding region: 136-1140 (334 amino acids)
Source: RefSeq, a predicted model, not a curated record
CCUCUCUCUCUCUCUCUCUCUCUCUGCAUAGUACAAACCCAAAGCCAUCCUUCUGUUAAACAGACCCUCACUCCAUCAAUUACGCUCUAAAAGGGGAAACCCACAGACACAAACAUCCCCCAUUUCCCAACCCAAAUGUUCCCCCAGAAUUUACCUUUUCUCUUCUUCUUCUUCUUCUUCUAUCCCUUCCACAUUUCGGGUCUAUCCAACCCAGACCCGGCAACUAUCCAAUCAUUUUUGUCAAACCCAUCUCCCCUUGCAACCAUACCUGCAUUCCCAGAACAGUCCAAUGUUGAAGGCUGUCCGUUAGACCUGCCGGAUGAACUCUUCCACGGCAUAAAAACUGCAUGUGGGAGUGGUGGAAAUAGACAGCUACACAAGAGCCGGUGCUGCCCUGUUCUGGCAGCGUGGCUGUACUCUGCAUACUCUGCCACCGCCCUUGGCAGGGCUGGCAGAGUAACCCCAGCAGUGGCGGGUCGUACUUCCUCAUCAUAUCUGCCACUGCUUCCAGAUGACUCAGAGACGUGCGUUGAUGAUCUGGGUAAAGCCUUGAAAGAUAAAGGAAUAGAAUUGGUUAAACCAAAUGAGACUUGUGACGUGGUUUAUUGUUAUUGUGGGAUUAGAUUGCACCCACUGAGCUGUCCUCAGGCAUUUUCUACCAACCAACAGGGGAAGCUUGUUGGGGAUAAGAGGGUCAAGAGGUUAGAGAGGAAUUGCUUGAGUAGCAGCACUAAUGUGAAUCAAUUUCCCGGUCUUGGUGGGUGCUCCAAGUGCUUAAACAGCCUUUAUAGGCUUAACAACAAGAAGACUUUGAACUCAAGCAAAUCAGAGGACAGGACCACCAAAAUGCACAACAAAGAUUGCCAGUUGAUGGGUCUCACAUGGCUGCUCGCAAAGAAUCGAACAGCUUACAUUCACACAGUUUCUGCAGUUUUACGAGCUAUGAUGAUGAAUGCAGAUGGGUCUAAUCCUCAGUCCUGCACUAUCAAUAGUGAUGGUAUCCCCCUGGCUGUUGGUUCUUCUGAAAUUUCCAGCAAUUCUUUGUCAAUCUCCCAUCAAGCACCUAUCUAUGUAUCUGUUGUUGUUUUUGUAAUCUGUUUGUUUCAUUUGCUGCUCUUUGCAUCUUCCACCAAAUUUUAGAUGAUAGCUUUAACCUAGUGAAUUGUUGUUGUUGUUUUUGUGACACUAAUUUUUUUUCUUUUCUUUUCUUUUUUUUGGUUCUGUGCUGUUUUUGUGAAGGCAUGCCCAGGUGUUUCUUCUGUAUUUAUUUUCACUCUAUGUGAGUAGCAUAUUAAUUCUAUUUCUAUCAAAGAAAUAAGGAUUAGUACACUUUAGUACCUUGUGCUUUGCAUAUUUUAUUAAUAGAAGUCUCGGUUUUUUUUUUUUUUC